AUGAAUGCGCUCUAUCAAAGAAGCCACAAUCAAACCGUGUAUGUUCUUCUUCGGAUGGUGGUCCGAGCCUUCUACGAAGAUGUACACGCAGUGGUGAUGGAUGCAUUGUUGUAUUAUCAAACAAACCAAAUUGAUGAAAUCCGAGAAUCUGAUUUGGUGAAAAAGGUGAAUUUACAACCACACGUGGUUAAAAAGGCACUCUUGGAUUUGAUGAAUGAUUCAAUAGUAGUGAAGGAAGACAAGACAACAGAAAGAAAAAAAGGACAAAAGAAAUAUCCAUAUAAAUCGGAAUGUUUUUGGAGAAUUGAUUAUGAGCAAUGUAUCAACUCUAUUCGAUACAAAAUGUAUCUAGUUUCACAGGAAGUCAAAAAGAAAGUACAAGCAAAUCCUACAUACGUUUGUUCGCAAUGUUAUGAGGUAUUUGAAUCAUAUGAUACAGCAAAGUUACUUGAUUUUUCUACCGGACUUUUAAUAUGUAAUCAGUGUGGUGGUGAAGUGAAUGAGUCGGAGGACUCAAUGGAAAAACAUAAGGAAACAGUAUCAGGAUCGGAAUCACUCGAAGUAAGAUUUAAUACUCAGUUAGCUCCUAUCAAAGAUCGAUUGGAUCAAUGCAAAGAUUACGUUGUUCCAAAAGAUUACAGAUGGAAUUACAAGAGUAUUGUCACAAAAGAAGAGGCAGAUAGACGAAUUGAAGAACAACGUAAACAAAUCGACAGAAACAAGAGCAUGGGAACACACAAGGCAGUGCAUGUUCAGAGACACCAUCAACACAACACACUCGGCGCAACUGCCCAUGUUGCAAAGGCGACGGGAAGUUCGACAAACACACUCCAAUUUGAUCCCUCAGCAACUAUUGUUAUUGAUUUUGCUGAAAGUAAUAGCGCAGUAGAGGCUGAACAAGAGGUUACUCCAGUCACAAAGAGCCAGAAACCAUCAAAUCCAUUCUUCUUGGCACAAACAGUCUCCUCAAAAGAAUAUGCCGAUUAUAACGAUGUAAAUGAAACUGUAGAGGAUGAAGAUGGUGUUGUGUCACUUAAAGACAGAGAGAUUAAUACUGAAGUGUAUCAUCAACUAUUGGAAAGAGAACACGAAGAACAACGAAAAGUUAAUGACAUGGAUGACGAAUUUGAAGAUAACGCCAUGAUUGAUGAAUUUGUGAACGUGACAGAGGCCAUAAGUCAGCCUCAAGCAGAAGUACAAGAUUCGUCAGAGACUCUUGUCUAUGUUCAGGGAGUUCCCAUUCCAUACUCCAAGGUUACUCCUGCAGAGUUAGGCAAAAUGACACCACAAGAAUACGAAAUGUACAUGAAUGUUAACAAGCAAGAGGAGGAUAUUUAUGAUUUUUAG
Naegleria fowleri is the source of this 1347-nucleotide messenger RNA. RefSeq lists its product as uncharacterized. The record is from RefSeq and is a predicted model, not a curated record. Gene Ontology annotation, cellular component: transcription factor TFIIE complex. NCBI's taxonomy places the organism in Eukaryota, Heterolobosea, Eutetramitea, Acrasida, Naegleriidae. Gene Ontology annotation, biological process: transcription initiation at RNA polymerase II promoter; transcription open complex formation at RNA polymerase II promoter. The coding region runs from base 1 to 1347 and encodes 448 amino acids. The transcript has a single exon.